Messenger RNA from Patella vulgata (common limpet), 7572 nucleotides. Its product is annotated as CREB-regulated transcription coactivator 1. Gene Ontology annotation, cellular component: cytoplasm; nucleus. The record is from RefSeq and is a predicted model, not a curated record. Gene Ontology annotation, biological process: protein homotetramerization; positive regulation of transcription by RNA polymerase II. Bases 44 to 1996 code for a protein of 650 amino acids. Lineage: Eukaryota; Metazoa; Mollusca; Gastropoda; Patellidae. The transcript is spliced from 13 exons. Gene Ontology annotation, molecular function: cAMP response element binding protein binding.
UGCAUUGCCAAAAUCAUAACAAGCUUGUCGUUUUGCAGCCAAAAUGGCGAACCCCAGAAAGUUUAGCGAAAAGAUAGCGUUACACAACCAAAAACAGGCUGAGGAAACGGCUGCCUUUGAGGCAAUUUUAAAGGAAGUAAAUUGUGCUACUAAGCCAACGCCAAAUAUAUAUCCUAAACAGCAUUUACCUAUAGCACAAAAUCUAGGAGCUUAUCGAGGAGGAUCAUUACCUAAUGUCAACCAAAUCGGAUCAAAUCAAGGAAUUGAUUUACAGACGGCACUUCAACAUCUUGAAGACAUGAAAACGGGUCGUCCAAAUUUGACAGACAGAUUUCACCGUGACCGUCAGAGACAGACACCCUGUCAUCGUCGCGGAAUCAACAUCAUGGAUAAAAGAGCUGAAAGUUCGCCGUAUGGCUCCACAUAUCUCUCACCGCCACCGGAUACAAGUUGGCGCAGGAAUUACCCGUAUCUUAACGGUGCCACACUCUCACGGACAAACUCUGAUUCUGCUUUACAUACAAGUGCAAUGGUCUAUCCUAAUCAAGAAUUUGGUCAAACUACACCUCCUACGCAUCGAAGAAUAGCAGAAAUGGUUGAAAAUUCAAUGCCAGACAUGCAGAGAGGUUAUUGGGAUCCUAAAAAGCUUGCACAGUCCAGACCAAAGUCCUGUGAGGUACCAAACAUUAAUAUCUACCCAUCCCAAGAUCAAGAUUCUGGUAUUCAUAUCCCCAUCUCUAACAACACUGGAUCUCUUCCUGAUCUAACAGUUCUUCAUUUUCCUUCACCAAUGGUAACUCCAUUAGAUGUAGACGAACAACAACAACAACAACAACAACAUUAUGGUAAUCAAGGCAACAGUCCAACUAGUUUGUCUCCGACAAGUCCACAGUAUAAUAACAUGAGUGGUCAAAUGACACACACAACCCAACAAAGCCCUGGACCACGGCGACGCCCAGCUCAAGGAGUACCCAGCCCUCUAGUUCUGAACAAUGGAAAUCACAUGUCAAUGCCCCUCUCACCUCCUGCAGGAAGCGUGGAUCCAAGUAAAUUAACACCAGAAGCCCGAAUGCGACAACAGUAUAUGAACAUGUAUCGACAUCGGACCCCUGGGUCCCAAACUACACAUCCCCGACAUCAUACACCAACUCGCAUUUUACACAAUCAUCACAGGUCACAGCAUCCGCAUAAAACAACAACACAACCCACCACUCCACCUAAUGUUCCCAGAGUUCAAAUUACUAGCUGUGAUCAACAAGACCAAUCACAGCCAUCAAUGACUCAAUAUAGAAAUAGUGUAGACGGUGGAUGUCAAUCCCCCACAUCACCUUUAUCUCAGCCAUCUUACUCACCAGCUCAAUCUCCAGGCCUGCCACCAGUCUCCACGGCUAAUAAUUCUCCGUUUGCUGAGGCUUAUUAUAUUCAACAACAACAACAAACAAAUGCUCUACAACAUCAGUUUGAACACUUCAAUAUGGUAAGAAUAGAUUCACAUGAUAUUCCUAAUUCUACAAUGGUUUCAUCUCCCACAUCGUCAUUAGCUAAUAAUAGUAUGGCUAUAAACACUUCCUUGGCUUAUACGCAAGCCUGUUCACAAGCUCUCAUAGGCAGCAGUUCCGAUUUUCAUCAGAGAUACUUCCAACAGCUUGAGUCCAGCAUGUGCCCUUCAACAUUUCUGACCACUUCUUCUCAUUCACCUCACAGUCAGUCCCUAUCAAGCAUCUCACAGCAUCUCUCUCAAAGUAAUCAAAUACCAGACAUAGUGCUCACUGGUGCUGACGAUAUUCUUGGUCGGCCAAAUCAUGAUUUUGCCAAAGAUCUUGGAAACGCAAUCAUUGGAAUGACAGAUGGUUUUGAUACAGACUUUUUCUCAACUGAUGAAGCUUUCAAAGCUGGGUUGGAUCCGUUGGAUCUUGAUGGAUUACAGAUGCUGACUGAUCCAAGUAUGGUGACUGACCCAGCGACUGAGGACACUUUUAAAUUGGAUCGUUUAUAGACUUGCUAUAAUAUGAAUGGUCUAUCUUUAUCAACGGAGGAAUAAUAUCUACCCAUCUAGCAGCUAGUAAUGAUCAUUUAAUGAUUUGAGAGAGUUAAAACUAGAAAGCUGUAAAUUGACCCAGUCAGAUGUAUUUUAUCACAUCUUUUUCUCAUGGAAUUCAGGUUUAUGUGCUUAAAAACAGAGAUUGAAAAAAGAUAAAUUUGCUGAACCAGACUCAUUUCAAUUGGAUUCCUUUUGGUGUUGAUCUGUUUGAUUUAACAGAAGUCAUUAUUUAGACUAUUGAAUGAAAGUGUGAAAUUAACACGGAAUGUUCGCUCAUAUUUCAGCAUUUUUCAUGUCCUUCAGCUGACUGAUCCUAGAUCAGGCUUUAGUGCUAUAAUAUAGACCACAGCAUCGUAUUGUCAAUUUGUUUAUAGAACGUUAUCCUUUGACAUUCCAUAACAUUGAUUUCAUCAUAUGGCCAUCUGGUUGGAUGGUUUUGGUUACCAUGGUGAUAAGGGGAGAGAACCUCAUAUACAGAGGCGUAAAGACUUAUUUUUACAAUCACUUUACAAUGUAAAUUGUUCUAUGGAGAUUUCAUAAUAUCUUGAUAUCUCUAAUAUACCGGUAGUCAUAUUAGAUGUCACUUUUCACACAAUCAAUGGUCAUUUCCAUUUCAUUGGUAUCUUUUUUUUUUUAAAAAGAAUUCAAGUCUUAAUAGUUAAAACAUGAAGAAUAAUUAGUUGACGCUAUCAAUGUGUACAAUGUACAUGUUCGUUAUCCAUCGUUAUAUGAAGACUUGGAAAUUUACUGGUUACAGAAUGGAUGUCUGUAUGUGUUGUUAUGUUGUCAUAAUGUGUUUGUUGUUACCAAAUUGUAUGAAAGAUACAAGUGCAUAUAUUAGAUUAUAUAUAUAUAAUUAUUAAUAUGAAAGAGAGUCUAGUUUAUUGUUAUUUCAUUCAUUUUAUUUUUAUGAUAUUUAACAUUUAACCCGGUUAAAGAAAUAAAACGAUAUUAACGCACAAAUUAUAUUUGCCUUUUUCCCAAAAUUAAAAGUACUGGUUCUUUUUGAUAGCCAUGAUCACCAUAUUUUCUUUUUUGUCUUCUGCACUAAUAGUAUUUUAAGAGACUUAUUCCAUUUCAUCAUUAGAUUAAAGGAAUCUCUUUUUUUUUCUUUUUAUUGUCAUGGACAGUAAUAUAUGUCAAUUGGCAUAAUUAGUUCCUUUUAAAUUAAUCAAAUAAAUAACCGAGCAGAGACAAAGGUAUCCUGAGCAAUACAAAUUUAGUUUUUAUACGCCCACAUUGAAAUGUGGUCGUAUAUUGUCGUCGCCCCCGUCCGUCCGUCUGUCCGUCCGCCCGGCGUCCACAAGAGACAAAGGUAUCCUGAGCAAUACAAAUUUAGUUUUUAUACGCCCACAUUGAAAUGUGGUCGUAUAUUGUCGUCGCCCCCGUCCGUCCGUCCGUCUGUCCGUCCGCCCAGCGUCCACAAUUGCUUGUGGACGCUCUAGAGGCUAAAGUUAAUAUCUGAUUGACUUUAAAUUUAUACACAGUGUUUAAGGUCUUGAGAUGAAGAAGCCUAUCGAUUUGCAGCGAUUUCCGAGUCAUGGCUCUUGAAAAAUCUAGUGGAUGCUCUAGAAGUUAAAGUUAAUAUCCGAUUGACUUUAAAUUUAUACGCACUGUUUAAGGUCAUGAGACUUUGAAAAAUCUUGUGGAUGCUCUAGAGGCCAAAGUUAAUAUCCGAUUGACUUUCAAUUUAUACACAGCGUUUAAGGUCAUGAGACGAAGAAGCCUAUUGAUUUUCAGCGGUUUCAGAUAAUUACUGCCAGAGUUAUGGCCCUUGAUCACUUCAAAGAAUCUUGUGGAUGCUCUAGAGGCUAAAAUUAAUAUCCGAUUGAGUUUAAAUUUAUACACAGUGUUUGAGGUCAUGAGACGAAGAUUCCUAUUGAUUUUCAAUGAUUUCCGAUAAUUACUGCCAAAGUUAUGGCCCUUGAUCACUUUGCAAAAUCUUGUGAUGCGCUAAAGGCUAAAGUUAUAAUCCGAUUGAUACACAGAGUUUAAGAUCUUGAGACGAACAAGUAUAUUGAUUUUCAAUGAAUUUUUAUGACUUAAACAGUUAAAUCCAUGAUAUUAAAAGCUUUGCAUACAAAACGUUAGCAUGGGCCAGAACUUUAUAAAAACCAAACAAGUUCUAAUAGUUUUCUGAUAAUUACUUCGUGAGUUGUUGCUCUUAAUCAGAUUUUAGUGUAUUAUAAAUGUUUCAUUACCGAAAAAAGUAAAAAUAUGAGACAACCCUUGUUGACUGCCCGGACGAUUUAGAUGCUGUGGGCGUAUGUUUCAUUGCCUGGCAACCUAUCUUUAAAUCAGGUAAAAUUGCGAAGAAAAAUGAUACAUUGAGUGCAUGAUUGAACCAUGAUUAUUAUAUAUUGGUUUUAGGUUCAUGAAUAUAUAUAUAUAUAUAUAUACCGGUACUUACACUUAUGAUGCUAGUGUGUAAGAAUUCUACAUAUCAUGAUAUAUUCUGGACAAAUGUAAUAACUCGAUGAUGUCUUGGCUUGAGGUCUGUACCGUAGAUUAAUAUUUAAAAGGAUUAUAAUAUAAGGUGAGGUGUGUUGUUUAAAUGUGCGAUAUAUGUAUAUAUGCGUAGUAUGUAUGGUGGAGAAUAAUAAUCUUCACAAGUCAGCUGAUCAAUGCCUGCCUAAUAGUUUACAUUAUUAUUCUACAGUUAUAUUGUUACGUGAUCUUUUGAAAGCUGCUGAUUACCAUAUAAGGAAUUUUUAUCCCUUGCAAACUACAAUAUUAUGAGUGUAGAAUCUUUGAAAGACGCAUCAGUCACCAAAUGGUUCAGUUCCUUUCAGUAUUUACAAAAAUAUGAUGAAUUGAAAAUUUCACAAAACCCGAAAACCUCUGCAUGAAAUAUUUUUUAUUCUACAUUACCUGUAAGUGGUAAAAUCUUUUAAUGGGCUCUAUUUUAAUCCAAUUGAAUCCAUGCCGAAAGAUUGUCUACCAUUGAUAUUUUUGUAUUGUUUUUGUAAACAAUUUAAUGAUCAAUCUGAGUACAUAUCAGUGUGGAGUAAACCAUGAAAUAUUAGAUAUUGUCUGAAAAAUUGUAAAUGAUGAUCAGUAGCUUGAAUAUUGAUAGUUUUGUUAUUAAUAAUGAUAUAAUAGAUGUAACUACUACAUUAUCAGUAUUUCAUACACAAAUCAAAAUAUCAGAGCUAAUUUUAAUGGCAUUUAUGGUAUUUCAUACACAAAUCAAAAUAUCAGAGCUAAUUUUAAUGGCAUUUAUGGUGACUGUGGGUUAACAAGUCGUGGAAUAAUAUUGUAAUCUGUUUGUAUGGAAUUGAUAAAAAUUACCUGGUGAUUUACUUGUAACUGUUAUGACUGUGCUUUACAUAUUUAUUUAUUAUGAUAGUCAUGGUGAAACAGCUAUCGUUGUAUUGGUGUGAAAGUUUGUAUAGUAUUGAAGUUUAAUCUGGACAUUUCAGUGGACAUUCUUUUAAAUUUUUCUAAGAGACCUUUUAAUGCAGAAAGGUUAAUGAUUGGUUUGAAACGCUUAUCUAUUAUAACUUUAAAAAACGGAACUGUGUGGAUUUACAAUAACCUGUAUUCCAAUUUAUUAUUUUGAAAUUUGACUGUUAAAACUUGACGGUAAAUUUAUACAAAAUGACAUGAAAUGUCAUGUCAGCACCAUCACCCUGAUGCAUUUAUUGGUCUCUGUAUCAUGUCAGAGAGUUGUAGGUAAAUGAUCAGUCAUUUGAGCUUGGAUGUUACAGACAUUGACUUGCUGUCAUGACUUAAAAUAAUAUUAAUGUUUGUAAAAAAAAUAGAAUAUUUAUUUAAUAUAUUGAUGAAAAUUUUUAACUAAAAUAAUAUAUCACCAUAUUGUUUUCCUAUCUGAGUGUCUAAUUCUUAAAUCAAUCUUCUUCAUAUUCUACUAUAACGGUAUGUGAAUGAUUAUUGGCAUGUAAAUAAGAUGUAGUGAGUUUCACUACCCCAUUGACCACUUAAAUAGGCAUAUGCAAGAGCUAAAUCUGCCUAUUGCAGGUCUUUCUUUAGGCCUGAAAUGUUAUAUAAAUCAUUAAUUAAUUAUCAUGACGAUAAUCAACUCUUUAUGCCAUCGGAUGGCUGCGAUACAACUAGAUUUAAAUAUGUUUUGUGGUCGAUGUGGUUAUCGUAAAAAUUGAUAAUCAAGACUUUGUUUAUUGUCGUAACAACGGUAGUUAUGACAAUCGAGGCUAGACGAUAAUUGUAUCGCCAAUAUCUGGGCUCAGAGUGAAGUAAUUUUACUGAAAUUUUCAGCAUAUUCUUUUUUCAUUACCAUUUUUUUUUUAACUAUUAUAGCGAGAACUGUCAGCUCUUUAUCUAAUCUUAUCUAAUGCUGCUUUAAGUAAUAAGAGAGAAUGCAUAUCAAUUGUAAAGUUUUUUAUUUCUAACUCCAGGCUAAGGUGCUGUUUGAACGUUGGUAGAUUCAUUACUAGAUGACAUUAGUACUCUGCCAAUAGAUGUAGGAUAGGUUGUUAUAUGGAAGUUUUCAUAGUACAAUGCAGUAAUGCAAUUUAUAUGGAUGAAGCCAUAUUUCUGUUUUAAGCAUAUUGGGUGUAAGGUUUGAGACAAGCUCUCCUAGAUCUUUGUCUACUGAACAGCUUGCCAAUUGGAAUUUGAUUUUAUUAAUAAAAAUAGACUUACUACCUGUGCAUGGAACAGGAAAUGAUUAGUAUGUUCAUUAUUACAGAUAAAAUUUUCAUUUUACAGUUAAUUAGUAUUAAACAACUUAUUAUAACCUGGAUAUAUUCAUACAUGUAUUUCAAAACAUUUCCACAAUCUUAGUCAUAUUUAUUAAAAGAUGAUAAUAUAUAACAUGUAGGAAUAUAUAUUUAAUAUAUUGUAUAAAGACUGUGCCAAAGUUAAGCCUAAGUCUGUUAUGAAUGGUUUGGUAAAUGAGAUGUAUUUAUUUAUGUUGUUAAGAAUUUUAACUGCGCUGUUUUGUUGGUUUUUUUAUUGUAAAGUUUUAAGCCCAUUGUUCCUAAAGGUGCUAUUGUAGUCGGUAGCCUAUAUAUAUAUAUAUAGAUAUAUAUGUGUCAUUCUUUUUUCUCCUUUCAAAUCUCCCUUUCUUCUUCUUAUCAAAUGUUAUCCCAAAUAGAUGUAGUUGAUUGCUAAGAACUCUUCAGACUUUUAUCAAAUGAUGCUGAAGUGGACCAGCUUUGCUUAUGAUGACAAUAGAAAAUAAAAGGAAUCUUUGAAUAAAAUGUUAUGUCUAGACUACUCUUGAUUCUGAAAUUUUAUUGUUGUGAUUCUGUGUUUAUGAAUACAACAUGUUGUUUGUUGAACAUAGAAUCAAAUUUUUUAGCCUGUUUUUAUUAUUUUUAUGGACAUGUAAAUUAUUUAUUAAUUUCAGGUUUAAUUAUGGAAAAGUAAAAUGUGUCACAAGCAGAUUUUUAUUGUCCAAUGCUUUUCAUAAUCAUUGCUACAUAGAUCUAUAAAUCUUGGACUUUAAAACUGACACACUUUCUCAUACCAUUAGAUCUAGGGGAAAUUAAGUGCAAUGUAAACAAGAUAUUAUACAUUGAUAUGAUAAUAAUAGAACAAAAAUAUAU